AAACUUUGUAUCUCUCUUUUAUGUAUGGGCAUUAAUGUCCGUUGGUUUCAUCGUCUUUAUAAGCUAAACAACCCUUUGCUUGUCUCAAGAGCCCUUCUUUUCUCAGAAAGCAAUCACCAUUUAAGUUUCUCUCCACAGCUACAAGAGAUAUGGCAAAGCAAACCAUAGUGCUGAAAAUUCGUAUGAGGUGUGAUAAAUGCAGGACCAAAGCAUUCAAGAUCAUAGCAGGAACAUUUGGAGUUAUGUCGGUGCGGUUGGAGAGAGAACAAGGGAAGCUUGUGGUGGAAGGAGAGCAAGUGGAGAUAGCUGUGCUUGCCCAAACUCUGACGAAGAAAGUAGGUCGCACUGAGAUCGUCCAUGUUUCUGAGUACUAAGCCCUUUAUACACACUACUACUCUUAUCUAAUUUUAUGUGUGCUUUUCUGGUUUCAUAAUGAUGUGUUCGUUGAGCAACAUUUAACAUCCAGUUUCUAGUUUAUGGAUAUUUCACUUGUUUGGAAAUCACUAGAUUUCAGUUUGAUAUCUGUUGUUGGAUGAGCUCUGUUGCAUGAUGAAAAGUAGCAGGAGUUACAGAUUUAUGAAUAUUCAAGCAAUGGUUAAACCUUA
Brassica napus (rape) is the source of this 605-nucleotide messenger RNA. RefSeq lists its product as uncharacterized. The coding region runs from base 150 to 374 and encodes 74 amino acids. Gene Ontology annotation, molecular function: metal ion binding. NCBI's taxonomy places the organism in Eukaryota, Viridiplantae, Streptophyta, Magnoliopsida, Brassicales, Brassicaceae. The record is from RefSeq and is a predicted model, not a curated record. The transcript is spliced from 3 exons.